Messenger RNA from Peromyscus eremicus (cactus mouse), 1480 nucleotides. RefSeq names its product cardiomyopathy-associated protein 5-like. Gene Ontology annotation, molecular function: protein binding. The transcript is spliced from 4 exons. Bases 1 to 792 code for a protein of 263 amino acids. The record is from RefSeq and is a predicted model, not a curated record. Lineage: Eukaryota; Metazoa; Chordata; Mammalia; Rodentia; Cricetidae.
AUGGUGUUCGAGUCGGCCAAGGUCAAACACUCCGUGGGAUCUUUAAUAGGGAUGCAGUUUCUUCAGAGAACCCCCAGCCCCCAGCAGUAUUCAUCUGGCUUUGUGAGCAGCAAGACAGAGAGAGUCACUCUCCCAGGAUCAUUUGUGUUGGGCUUUGCUCUCCAGGAUCUGGCAGCACUUCCCAGGAGAAUAGGAGCCUAUGGUUUGCCGUGUAUGGUUUGGCCUGGUGAUUGGCCUUGUGAUAGUGCUAUCUUCUUAUAUUCUUCCACAGGAACUAGAUUUCUCUUGUUGAGAGAAACGGCCCACCCAGCUCUCCAGAUCUCCUCAAAUGGGACGGUGAUCAGCUUCUCUGAGAGGAGACGGCUGACAGAGAUCCCCUCCGUGCUGGGGGAGGAGCUCCCUGCCUGUGGCCAGCAUUACUGGGAAACCACAGUCACAGACUGUCCGGCCUAUCGACUCGGCAUCUGCUCCAGCUCAGCUGUGAGGGCUGGAGCCCUGGGACAAGGGGAGACCUCGUGGUACAUGCAUUGCUCUGAGCCACAGAGGUACACGUUUUUCUAUAGUGGCAUUGUAAGCGAGGUACACGCGACUGAGCGUCCCGCCAGAGUGGGCAUUCUGCUGGACUACACCAACCAGAGACUUCUAUUUAUAAACGCUGAGAGUGGACAGCUGCUCUUCACCGUGAGGCAUCGAUUCAGCGAAGGCGUCCAUCCUGCCUUCGCCCUGGAGAAGCCUGGGAAAUGUACCCUGCAUCUGGGCGUAGAGCCCCCAGAUUCUGUCAGGCAUAAGUGAUCCGGGGCGUUCAGAGUUUAUGAGAGUGAGAAUUCAAGUUUGGGGUGGAGAGCUGUGGUUCUCUCUCUCUCUCAGAUAGUCUCCCACACACAUGCACUCUCAAUAGCUGAGGGUGGCUGGGUCAGCGUGUGAGGAAAGCCAGGGACACCAUCUGUGAGUGAGAGGCUGCAAACGCAGUCUCCGCCCUUCCGUUCAGAGCUGGAGUGGUUUCCUAAAUUCAAAGGAGUCAUACUCGACCCAGGAACCAAACCCAGAGAAAUGGAUUCCUGCCUGCUUUAUCGGGCAAACAAAUCCCCCUCAGCCAGAUCAGAGAGGAGGGAAGGUUUUGUUAGCGGCACGGCACGUCUCCUCUGACAAAGAGACGUAGAUUUCUUCCACAAGAAGAUGUCACCUCACUUCACUAAAGGAUAAUGAAUCCUAGUCAUUAGAGAAAAUGUUUUAGCUGAUCUAAAUUUACAAUUAAUUCUUUUAUGAUCAUGUAUGCUGUAGAAUAUAAGCCCAACUUCUCUGAAAAUUCAAAUGUAGAAAAAUACUAGAUAUCAGAGCUUUCCAUUUUGUUAAAUAAAUGUCUAGAAUCUUAUAAAAUAAAACCUAUUGCAUGAACUUAUUGCACGUAACUUAGCCCAGCCUCUCUGGACCAGGACGCAGUGGAGAGAAGAUGCCCGUCACAAGCGAGCGAGGGGGUAGU